GGACAAAGGCUAUUACCCAACCAACUGGUCUAACAAAAACACCCCCGCACGCACGCAGCAGAAAUGGAAUGCAACAACAUUCAAAGCCUUUGAAUUGAAUUGAAUUUCCCCAAAAAUCAUCCAAACAAAUCCCAAAAUUCUCUCCCUUUCCUUCUCCCCUGAUAACCCAAAUUUCCCCUUCUUUCUCCCUUUUUCUCCUCCGCUUCCAAACCCUAAUUUCAACCCCCUCAAAGGAGAGAGAGAAGGGUUGGAUGGCGGCGACUAUUGAAGGACAGGAUAGGGUUCUUGCUGCUGCACAACAGAUCGUUAAAAGUCUCAACACUUCUACCAAUGUUGAUACUGAUGAUAUGCUCAUGAUCUUAUCAUCCUUCGAUAAUCGUUUAUCCAAGCUUUCCAAUUUGAUGACGUCAUCUUCUUCUUCUACUCCUACAUCGGCUAAAGCGGCGGCCGGAGCCGGAGUCGGAGCUGAUGAUUCGUUCGUUGAUCCUAAAUUUGAAGCCGCUGAGCAGCUUGUGCUUCAUUGGAACUCACCUCCUAACGCCGAUCCUGAUGCGACCUUUGAAUAUCUCGCUGCUGUUGACGAGAUUAUUCAGAUGACUGAGGAUCUGAAUGUUCAGCCGGAAAAUGAUCCCGUUAUGGACAGAGCUGAAGCUGCUUUACAGCAUGCUAUGGCUCAUCUGGAGGAUGAGUUUCGUCAUAUUCUUAUUAGAAAUACUGUUGUCUUCGACGCUAAUCGUCUUCACGAGUCCUCGUUUAUCCGCCGUUGUUCUAUCUCUUCCUCUGCUGUUGAAAUUCCUGAUUUUGAAACAGGUGCUUUGUCGGAAGAUCAGGAGGAUAUUAGUAGUGGAAGGUACAAUCAUGUUAAAGGGAAGAGUCUUGGAGGGGAUGAGUUCUCCCUUGAGUUGGUGUUGCCGGAUGCUAUGAUUGAACUGAGGGAGAUUGCUAAUCGUAUGAUUCGCUCUGGAUACGAGAAGGAAUGUUGUCAAGUGUACUCUAGUGUUCGUAGAGAGGUGCUUGAUGAGAGUUUUGCAAUACUUGGGAUUGAGAAAUUGAGCAUUGAGGAGGUCCAGAAGAUUGACUGGCAGUCGCUGGAUGAGAAAAUGAAAAAAUGGAUUUAUGCUAUAAAAGUUCUGGUGAGAAUCCUGUUAUCUGCUGAGAAGAGCUUAUGUGAACAGAUUUUUGUAGGCUCGGAGUUGAUUAAAGAAGUGUGCUUUAUUGAAACUUCAAAGGGAUGUGUGAUGCAGCUCGUGAAUUUUGGAGAAGCUGUGGCAAUAGGGCAAAGGUCAUCUGAGAAGUUGUUUAGGAUUCUGGAUAUGUAUGAUGCCCUGGCAGAUGUUUUGUGUGACAUAGACGUGCUUUUUAGUGAUGAAGCUGGUGAAAUGGUCUGUGUUGACGCAAAGGACGUGUUAGAUCGCCUAGGAAAAGCCGCUAUUGGGACAUUUGUGGAGUUUGAAAAUGCAGUUCAGCGGGAGGCUUCAAAGAAACCAACACAAGGAGGUGAAAUCCAUCCAUUGACUCGUUAUGUUAUGAAUUAUGUGAAAUUGCUGGUUGAUUAUAGUGAUACAUUGAAUGGACUUUUAGAGAAGUUAGAGUGUGGUAUGGAACCUGACUCUUCUCGAGUUGAUCAUGGUGAUAACUUGGAGUUGGAGAAUAUUGCACCACUGGCGAGGCGGUUGAUGUUACUGAUCAAGUCUUUGGAAGUUAAUUUGGAGGGGAAGUCGAGGAUGUAUGAAGAUAGUGGAAUGCAGUAUAUAUUUUUGAUGAAUAAUGUUCAUUACAUUGUCCAGAAAGUGAAAGAUUCGGAGCUUCAAAAACUUUUAGGUGAUCAGUGGGUCAGAAAGCGGAAGGGUCAAAUUCGACAACAUGCUACAAGCUAUCUUAGAGCUUCAUGGAGCAAGCUUUUAUCUUGUUUGAAGGAUGAAGGACUUAGCGGAAGCUCAAGUAAUGCUUCAAAGAUAGCCCUCAAGGAGAGGUUUAAGAACUUCAACGCAUGUUUUGAAGAAAUUUACAGAAUCCAGACUGGUUGGAAGGUCCCAGAUGCCCAACUACGUGAAGAACUAAGGAUUUCUAUUUCAGAAAAGGUGCUUCCUGCAUAUCGCUCAUUUCUGGGAAGAUUCGGGAGUCAUUUAGAGAGUGGAAGAAAUGCUGGGAAGUACAUAAAGUAUACUCUAGAGGACUUAGAGGGUUAUUUAUUGGAUCUAUUUGAAGCAACUCCUCUUGUUUUGCACCAUAUGAGAAGAAAAGGCACUUAAGGUGCAUGUCUUUGGAGACAGGUAUGGCUCCUUUUUAAGGACUAGCGUGUCUAGAGUAUAGGCUGUGGGGACUUUCUGUUUUCUUGUUGAUCCAAUGUGUUAAAAGAAGUCUCAAGAGAUUAGCUAUACUCUUGUUCACCUACUGUAAUAACUAUGUGAGAUGUAUAUGUAUUAUAUGUGAGAUCUGCUGGUACAGUGGUCUAUCCUUUGAGCUCUUCAGACCAUAAUUUCAUCAUAUGGAUAGGAUACUUAGUAAGCUAAUCACUGUAUUUUCUCUGUGUUGCUUAUGGUUUGCAAUUUAUUGCUGACUUGUUGUA
Capsicum annuum is the source of this 2569-nucleotide messenger RNA. Its product is annotated as exocyst complex component EXO70B1. The record is from RefSeq and is a predicted model, not a curated record. Gene Ontology annotation, biological process: exocytosis. Bases 252 to 2252 code for a protein of 666 amino acids. The transcript has a single exon. NCBI's taxonomy places the organism in Eukaryota, Viridiplantae, Streptophyta, Magnoliopsida, Solanales, Solanaceae. Gene Ontology annotation, molecular function: phosphatidylinositol-4,5-bisphosphate binding. Gene Ontology annotation, cellular component: exocyst.